Colletotrichum aenigma is the source of this 456-nucleotide messenger RNA. RefSeq lists its product as uncharacterized. The transcript is spliced from 3 exons. Bases 1 to 456 code for a protein of 151 amino acids. Lineage: Eukaryota; Fungi; Ascomycota; Sordariomycetes; Glomerellales; Glomerellaceae. The record is from RefSeq and is a predicted model, not a curated record.
AUGAGUGCUGUUCCAUCGACGCUGCCAAACACGCGAGACGAAGUUGAGGCGUGGCUCUUGAACAACUUCAUGGCAUUCGACUCCCUGGACAUCACGGAACACCCCAAGAUCUUCGCGAAGAACGCACAGCUGCAGUUCGCGAACAACCCUGUCCUCCACGGAAUCGAAGAGAUCCAGCAAAGCUUCGUGUCCGCCUUCAGUGCUCUCUCGUACAUGAAGCAUGUGCCCGUGACCUUUGAUAAGGUAGACAAUAAGGUCUGGUUCACUGUCGAAAUAUCGUACAAAGCCAAGGGUGACCCCAAAAACCAAACGAUCACGAUCCCGGCAUCUGCGCUCGCUCACCUCGUUACGGAGGGCGAGGAGGCUGGAAAGCUGGCUCGGUUCCAGGUUUUCCUCGACAACAGGCCCGUCUUGGAGAGGAUUGAAUAUGUUUCAAAACUCGGAAAUAAAGAAUGA